Molecule: messenger RNA, 1494 nt
Organism: Ziziphus jujuba (common jujube)
Lineage: Eukaryota; Viridiplantae; Streptophyta; Magnoliopsida; Rosales; Rhamnaceae
Product: WUSCHEL-related homeobox 8
Exons: 3
Coding region: 406-1128 (240 amino acids)
Molecular function (GO): DNA-binding transcription factor activity; DNA binding
Source: RefSeq, a predicted model, not a curated record
AAAGUGCAAUAAGAAAGCGCGUAAUAAAGGAGAAAGCAACGGCAAAACAAUUGUUUGGAUUUGGCCUUUUCACGCGCAAUCAGUUGGUCGAAUCCUGAGGAGAUAUUUGAGUUUCCAUAUCGAACAAGAGCGAGGAGACAUAUUUGUAAACAGAAUUUCAAUUUCAAGCACCCCCCGCAAAUUAUGAGCCUCACUUGCUACUCUUUUCUUUGCGCUUUUCCUGUCUACCUUUUUCUGCCAAUUUUGUUUUUUUUUUUUUUUAACCUUAAAAAGUCAUUCAUCCUUAGCCAAUAGCCAGCUAUACUUGCAAUCUAAUUUUCUUCUUCUCUCUUUUGUCCUUCCGUUGAUCUAAAAGAAUUGGAAUAGGUUGGUUGGUAGGGAAAUGGUUAAAAUCUAAGCCAAAGUAUGCUGAUGGAGUGGGUUUGGGAGAGUCAAGAGCAAAACCAUCAAGAAGAGUUGCUGCAACUGCAGAUUGAUCAUGACCAACAAAAUCCCGAUGGGGUUGCAGGGUUGUACGUGAAGGUGAUGACAGACGAUCAAAUGGAGCUCCUCAGGCGCCAAAUCUCUGUCUAUGCCACCAUUUGCGAGCAACUUGCUGAGAUGCACAAAGCAAUCACUGCCCUCCAGGAUCCUUCUGGAGUAGGAACGAGGGUGGGAAAUCUUUAUUGUGAUUCAUUAAUGGUAUCUGGCGGCCACAAGAUGGGUUCGAGACAGAGGUGGACCCCAACACCUCUGCAGCUUCAAAUCCUUGAGCAAAUAUUUGAUGAAGGCAAUGGAACUCCAAACAAGCUGAAGGUCAAGGAGAUCGCAACAGAACUCGCACAACACGGUCAGAUUUCUGAAACUAAUGUUUACAACUGGUUCCAGAACAGGAGAGCUCGGUCCAAAAAGAAGCAAUUGAUUCCACCAACAAACAAUGUGGAAUUGGAAGCAGAAGCAGAAGCACAAGUACGAGUUGAAUCUCUAAAAGAACAGGAUAGCUCAAAUCCAGAAAACAUUCAACUCCAUGAUGAAAAUGAGAACGUUUACUUUCUUAGGACAGAGAUAGAUGAUACUGAAUUCACAGAUUCUGCUGCUAUCUUCCACCAGUUUGGAUCAUUUGAACCUUACACCAAAACAAAGAUGUGAUGAGUUGGUAAAAGCAGAAGAUUUGGUAUUCACUGAGACAUCAACAGGUAGGUAGCGGUCUCAUUUGACUUGGAUGAGAGCGUUUGUAUGUAGUUGGGACUUUGAUUAUUGGACUUAUACUAUAAUAAUAUAAGAGCACAUUUAAUUAUGCAAUAUUGAACUUGUAUAAAUUUAUAUGAUUACCUUGAACUGGGCUUUGAAUUUAGGUGUCACAGUACUUUUGCUGUUAACCAUUUAGGUUAGGUUCAUAAUUAUGCAUUUGUCUUUUUGUUUUUUGAAUAUGCAUUAAUGAGUCAUGAAAUUUUCAUUGUAUUACGGAGAUUAAUUAUUAUUAUUUGAUAAAUGGCAUUUAUUAUUUAUGUCUUA